AUGAGAAGAACAUCUGAGCGAAUUCGAUUACCUCUGCAUUCUAUCAUUUGCCUCAUCGCCAGUUGUCAACUGUCUCCAGCAUAUCACCCUCGUCACCUCUUGUCUCCAAAGCUCCAUGAAUUCUUCACUGCUGCGAUGAUGAUCAUCUUGAAACUUACCCUCUGGACGAGUCCACGACGGACCCUGACCUUUCCCCAACGUCCUCCAUCUGCAUCACUCUCGUUGACUCUGCUGACUUGUACAAACUGCGUGACUGCGCCGUUGGAUCGGAGGAUAUUUUGGACGCAUCGCGUGAGAGUCGAAGCAGCUGGAUGCAGGACGAGCAACGAUGUUCUUCUGAAGCAAGCCACCACCAAGAUUCACAUACAAUCGCGUCGAGACGCGAAACAAAAGCUGUACAUCCAAUCGACCAUAUUUUUUAAAAAGACACGUGCACUUCCAUUCGUUCUACUCACCACGAUCUCGUUCUCGACUGCCGUAGUCAUGACCUGGUGUUUGAAGCGCGGCUGGGUAUUACUUUGCCAACAACAGGCACUGCGUCAAAGUGUCAUGAUCGAAUGCUCGUUGGUGCUCCGAGUCAUGCUCUGGCUGAAUCAAAACGUCAACCAGUGGAUUGCCUUGGAAGUGAGAUUGAGAUAA
Pseudocercospora fijiensis CIRAD86 is the source of this 639-nucleotide messenger RNA. RefSeq lists its product as uncharacterized. The record is from RefSeq and is a predicted model, not a curated record. NCBI's taxonomy places the organism in Eukaryota, Fungi, Ascomycota, Dothideomycetes, Mycosphaerellales, Mycosphaerellaceae. The coding region runs from base 1 to 639 and encodes 212 amino acids. The transcript is spliced from 11 exons.